AAUACGCAACAGCAUGACUGCAUGGCCUAUAUAUAUUUAGUCCUAGCUUAAAUGGACUUGCACAGUUAUACCUGAUUUCAUUCGCGGAAGAAGACGAGUAUGAUGACGGGUCAAGGGAGCUACAUGGCACCGGCUGAAGGAAAUCCUGCAGUCGCUGUGGUGGGGCAACAUUUUAUGGUACCAUAUCCAGUUGAUCUUACUAUUGUACGCAAGAUGUUGACGAUAUCAGAAGGUAACUUCGGGGUAACAGAUGCUAAUGGUAACAUCAUGUUUCAAGUUAAGGGCAAAUUACUUAGUUUCCGUGAUCGUCGUAUUUUGCUUGAUGCUGCUGGUAACCCUGUCCUCUCUCUCCAGCAAAAGAUGAUCAGUCUACAUAAUAGAUGGGAAGUUUACAGAGGGGAUAGCAAAGACUCCAGAGAUUUCCUUUUUACUGUAAAGAAGUCAUCUCUCCUCCAAGUCAAGACUCAACUGGAUGUCUUCUUGGCAUCUAACACUUCUGAGCAUAACUGUGACUUCAAAAUCAAAGGCAGCUGGUUCGAGAGAUCAUGUACCAUUUAUGCCGGAACUACUUCAACUGUCAUAGCUCAGAUGCACAAGAAGCAUAGCGUUAGCAGCAUUGUGCUUGGAAAGGACAAAUUUGCAGUGACUGUGUACCCGCAUGUUGAUUAUGCCUUCAUUGUUGCCCUCAUAGUGAUUCUGGAAGAAAUCAAUGAAGCCCGCAGUAAUGAAGGCUCCUCAGGUUAUAUAGAAAACCACCAAUCCGAUGUGGGACUUGGGUUGGAAUUUUGAUUCAAAAUUGUAGCUGAAAUAUUAAUUAGUUGAGUUUGUUUUAAUGUUGGUUGAUUGUAGAAAUAUUUGUAAUUGAUUAGGCUAUAUGAGUGGCACUAUUCAUGCUUAUUUGUUGGAUGUAAACUCUAUAUAAAGAUUAUUAUGAUGAAUAAAAGAAUAAGCUUCCACCUAA
This is a messenger RNA of Daucus carota subsp. sativus, 961 nucleotides long. Its product is annotated as protein LURP-one-related 10. Bases 100 to 789 code for a protein of 229 amino acids. NCBI's taxonomy places the organism in Eukaryota, Viridiplantae, Streptophyta, Magnoliopsida, Apiales, Apiaceae. The record is from RefSeq and is a predicted model, not a curated record. The transcript has 3 exons.